CCCAUCGAGACAUCGACCCGUCCGCACGAGUCACUGCUCUGCACGGUCAGGUUCGCACCGGCACCUCGCACCCCCGAUCUGAUUGAAUCCGAGCAGGAGCAGCGCCGGCGGCGACGAUGGGAGGCGACCAUGGCGGCGGGCACGGGGGCGGCGACUUCCGCCAGAAGGUGUGGAGCAUGACGGGAGGGCCCUACUGCCGCCCCGUCCACUGGCGCCGCAACACCGCCAUCGCCAUGUUCGGUGUCUUCCUCGUCUGCAUCCCCAUCGCCAUGAAGUCCGCGGAGCUUGAGCAACGCCCCCAUCAUCCAGUCCGGCCAAUCCCAUCGCAACUGUGGUGCAAAAACUUUGGCAAGAAGGAGUAUUGAAGCACCUGCCAGCUAGCAUGGAGUGGGGCACGUUGCUUUUGCCUUCUUUUUGUCAAAACUUGUGCUCAGAUAUAAUGCUGGAUGAAGUGUUAUGAGCAUAUUCUGGAACGCUUCAUGUAAUGUCUUUUGACUUUUUCUUUUAUCAUGCCAUGAGAAGUGCAUGCUGAACUCAAAUAAACUGGUGAUUCAUAAGCCUCUGAUAAUUUACUUAAGGUUGAUGCUGUGAAUGUAGACAUGGCAGGUUGGCCUUGCAUACUUACUGUUGAAGUUCCUUCUUGUA
Messenger RNA from Panicum hallii, 645 nucleotides. RefSeq lists its product as uncharacterized. Lineage: Eukaryota; Viridiplantae; Streptophyta; Magnoliopsida; Poales; Poaceae. The transcript has 2 exons. The record is from RefSeq and is a predicted model, not a curated record. The coding region runs from base 117 to 365 and encodes 82 amino acids.